GCCUGGCAGCCCCGUCCCGUCCCCGUCCCGUCCCCGUCCCGCGCCUGCGGCUGGAGAGGACCUUCCGUCGGCGGUGCCUGGGCCUGGGCGCGGCUCUGCAGGCGUCGCUGCCCGCGCUGUCGCAGCCUCCCGGCCCCGGCGAGCGAGGAGCGGGGCGCGGCCAUGGGCACCCGCGGGCCCUCCGCGCUGGUGGACACCACGCCCGCCAAGACCAUCGUGGUGUACCGCAACGGGGACCCGUUCUACGUGGGCAAGAAGUUCGUGCUGUCGCGGCGCGGCGCGGCCACCUUCGAGGCGCUGCUGGAGCAGCUCACGGAGCAGGUGGACGUCCCGUUCGGCGUGCGCCGCCUCUUCACGCCCACGCGUGGGCACCGGGUGCUGGGGCUGGACGCGCUGCAGGCGGGCGGCAAGUACGUGGCGGCGGGCCGCGAGCGCUUCAAGGAGCUCGAUUAUAUUCAUAUAGUUCCCCGAAAACCUGCAAAGAUAAGGAAGUUGAAGGAAAUCAAACCGGUGGUGCAUUGUGAUAUAAAUGUGCCUUCCAAGUGGCAAACAUAUCAUCGUAUAUCUCGACAUAUAAAUGUUUUUACAAAUGGAAGAUUGUUUAUUCCACCUGCAAAAAUCAUUAUACCCAAAUUUAGUCUGUCCGAUUGGGACAUCGUGCUGGCCACGAUUGGAGAAAAAGUCUUCCCUCUGGGAGGCGUUCGGAAAUUAUUUACAAUGAAUGGGCAUCUUUUGGGCGACUCAAAGGAUUUGCAAGACAAUCACUUUUAUGUUGCUGCGGGACUGGAGACCUUCAAAUAUUUUCCUUACUGGAAGUCUCCAAGGGUGCCCAGUGAGGUCCAACAAAAAUAUGCGAAUGUUGAAAAAAAGUCACAGAGAAAGAAAAAAGUGGAUUCCAAAGGAAAAGAACCUUGUCACUAUGAUGGCAUACCCCCCAAAACACAGGAUUCUGUUUAUUAUGCCAAAGAAGAAAAGAAGAAAGCAUUGGCAGAACCUUUAGUCCAAAGGGGAGCAGAAGGUGACGUGUAUAAAGCACCAACUCCUAGCAAGGAAACCCAAGGGGCGCUGGACGUCAAAGAGGACCGCAAUGUGCAGCUGGAGGUGCCUGUGGACCAGAGACAAUCUGAGAUAGUUAAAGAAGAUGAAGAGAUACAUGAGAACACCCCUGAUUUUGAGGGCAACAAGGAUGAAGAAGAUGCUUUGUGAAGAUGUUGAAAGAGAGAUGGCCCCGGAGUGGAAACCUGUAGAUUCAUAAAACCACCUUUGUGAUCUAUCUGAAGUCCACUUUUCUUCAACCAUGGGCUUCCAUGUCAUAUAUGGACAUUUUAACAGCAAGAAAAUCACAUGUGGGGUGAAACUAAAGCCACACACAGUGGUGUCUUCUCGAAAGCCAAAGAUGAGGUUUCCCGGUUGAGCUCCAUAUUCUUCUUCUUCCCUUUCUCGGUGAUAUUUCUUUUUAGUAAACAUUUUAAAGAAUGAAACAUGGUUCUUUAUCAUGAAGCCCCCAAAAGAUCAUUCAGAAAAUGAGAAGAAGUUGAGAAAACCUGUGUAUAUUUUCCCUUCAUGGUAUUUUUUUCCUAGAAUGUGUAUGGGAACGUAUCUCAUUUGUAUGUAACUUGGAGGUUGUCACAGAAACACGUACUGAUAACUUUUGCUAUAUGUAAAGUUUAAAGUAUAAAAGUGUUUUCCCUUCUGAAUAACUAGUUCAAAGUGAAAAGGAAAAACACCCAGGGCUCGCUGGUGACACGGUUAGGCUGUAUGUCCUCACUCAAAUCUCACGUUGAAUUGUAAUCCCAUGUGUUGGAGGAGGGGCCGGUGGGAGGUGAUUGGAUCAAGGGGGUGGACUUCCCCCUUGCUGUUCUCGUGAUAGUGAGUGAGCGCUCCCGAGACCCAGCUGUCUGAAAGUGUGUAGCGCUUCCCCCUUCACUCUCUCUCCUGCUCCACCAUGUGAAGAAGGUUCUUGCUUCCCCUUCGCCCUUCUGCUAUGAUUGUAAGUUUCUUGAGGCCUCCCCAGCCAUGCCUCCUGUAUAGCCUGCAGAACUGUGAGCCAAUUAAACCUCUUUUCUUAAUAAAUUA
Messenger RNA from Rhinopithecus roxellana (golden snub-nosed monkey), 2076 nucleotides. RefSeq names its product doublecortin domain containing 2C (gene DCDC2C). NCBI's taxonomy places the organism in Eukaryota, Metazoa, Chordata, Mammalia, Primates, Cercopithecidae. The record is from RefSeq and is a predicted model, not a curated record. Gene Ontology annotation, cellular component: microtubule organizing center; microtubule. The transcript is spliced from 11 exons. Gene Ontology annotation, biological process: intracellular signal transduction. Bases 163 to 1206 code for a protein of 347 amino acids.